AUGGUGUUUUAUCCUCCAAGUUGGGUGCCACAGCUCCCCAUUGAUCCCCCAGACUCGAUCACAAUCUCAGAGUUUAUGAGCAAUGAAAAGUACGGAAGAUGUCCAAUCUCGAAAAGUCGUAACCCUUUCACGUGCGGCCUGACUGGGCGGUCGUUCUCGACCAAUGACUUUUUCCAGCGAUCAGAAUGUCUCGCUAGGGCCCUCAGCAAGAAGAUGGCUUGGCUGCCAAAUGAGGGCACCUGCUGGGACAAGGUUAUUAGUAUCUUCUCGUUGAACACGAUUGAUUAUAUUCCCGUCGCAUAUUCCAUCCACAGACUCUCGGGAAUUGCUACUCCUGCCAAUGCAGCAUACACAGAUGUUGAGCUUACGCAUCAGCUCAAAUCCUCAGGGGCGCAAGUCCUCUUCACAUGCGUACCACUUUUGGACACGGCACUCAAAGCCGCCAAGGCAAGCGGCAUCCCAAAUGACAGAAUCUUCAUCAUACCCAUGGUGGGCAAUGAGAAGAAAGUUCCGUUCCAGAGCAUUGAAGAGCUCAUUUCGGAAGGAAGCCAUCUACCAGAACUCGAGUCCUUGUCAUGGACAGAAGGCCAAGGUGCACGACAACCUGCUUUCCUCUGCUACUCUAGUGGCACUUCAGGAUUACCGAAAGCGGUCAUGAUCUCACACAGAAAUGUCAUUGCAAACAUCUUGCAACACGCUACAUAUGAGUCGGUAGCUAGGAAACAACGUGGAGUUUUUACCCAGGUUGAACUGGGCCUCAUGCCCUUCAGUCACAUUUACGGUCUCAUCGUCAUUUCUCAUACGGCUCCUUGGCGUGGUGAUGAGAUUAUUGUCUUGCCCAAGUUCGAGCUCGAGACGUACCUUGCUGCGAUUCAGCGCUUCAAAAUCGAACAUCUCGUCAUUGUCCCGCCUAUUGUUAUCCGCAUGAUCCAGAUGAAGGACUGCUGUAGCAAGUAUGAUUUGAGCAGUGUGAGAUUCGUAUACUCGGGAGCUGCACCACUGGGCGAGGAAACCAUCAAGGAGCUCAAUGCGAUUUACCCCAAAUGGACCAUUGCUCAGGCAUACGGUAUGACGGAGACAGCGGUUGUUGUCAGCUCUACUAGCGAACAUGACGUUUUGAACAAGUCAUCCGGCUCACUGCUGCCCAGCGUCCGAGUCAAGAUUGUCGACCUCGAGGGCAACGAAGUGACCAAGCACGACUCACCCGGAGAGAUACUGGUGCAAUCUCCUGCCGCAGUGCUUGGAUAUUUGAACAACGAAAAGGCAUCGACGGAAACCUUUAUCCACGACAAGGAUGGUCGGUGGGUAAAGACAGGAGACGAGGGUGUGAUCACCAAGUCAGCCGCAGGCAAUGAGCAUCUCGUCAUUGUCGACAGGAUCAAGGAGCUGAUCAAGGUCAAGGGUCACCAAGUUGCCCCGGCGGAGCUUGAAGCACAUAUUCUAGCACACAGCGCCGUGUCUGAUUGUGCAGUCAUUCAGACCCCCGACGAUGCUAGCGGAGAGGUUCCCAAGGCGUUUGUGGUCAAGUCGCCGGAAUUCAAGAACAAACCAGACGAGGAGGUUGCGCAAGCCAUCAUGAAGCAUGUCGCAGAUCACAAAUCGCACUACAAGAGAAUCACAGGCGGAGUAGAAUUUCUAGACGAGAUACCCAAAAGCCCAAGUGGCAAAAUCCUGAGGAGACUUCUCCGGGAUAGAGAGAAGGAGAGGAGAAGAAAGGCAGGUGCCAAGUUGUAA
This is a messenger RNA of Pestalotiopsis fici W106-1, 1734 nucleotides long. RefSeq lists its product as uncharacterized. Lineage: Eukaryota; Fungi; Ascomycota; Sordariomycetes; Amphisphaeriales; Sporocadaceae. Gene Ontology annotation, molecular function: CoA-ligase activity. The coding region runs from base 1 to 1734 and encodes 577 amino acids. The transcript is spliced from 7 exons. The record is from RefSeq and is a predicted model, not a curated record.